Messenger RNA from Boleophthalmus pectinirostris (great blue-spotted mudskipper), 3258 nucleotides. RefSeq names its product ligand of numb-protein X 2b (gene lnx2b). The record is from RefSeq and is a predicted model, not a curated record. The coding region runs from base 397 to 2445 and encodes 682 amino acids. Gene Ontology annotation, molecular function: metal ion binding; protein binding; ubiquitin-protein transferase activity. NCBI's taxonomy places the organism in Eukaryota, Metazoa, Chordata, Actinopteri, Gobiiformes, Gobiidae. The transcript is spliced from 10 exons.
GUGCGCGCUGUGCUCCGGGACAUUUGCUCGAAACUGGGAAAGUCGCCCAGUCCUUUAGGUCCAGAGAGCUUCACCUGACGAAACCGCGGCGAGACCUUUUCUACCAAGGUACCGCCGUGCUGUGUGGCGUGGAUUAGACACAGUCCUGCGUGUUUUGGGUUUCGUGGAUCUUUCAUGGGCGUUUUCUUUGUGGAUUUCAGUGUCGUAUCUUAGCUAGCUUUAGUUAGCUGCUUCCGGUAAAAGACCUCCUCCACACAGAAAAAAGCUGAAUGAAGACCUGGAGAUAACACUGUGGGCGAUAAUGGACUGUUACUCUGCUUUUACCCAUAGACUGUACAAAUUGUACUUAUUUUGAAGAGUUUUGCAGACUUUUUGUUAUUUGGACUGGAAAAAAUUAUGUCUACAAUAGAGACCAAAGCUGCAGGUAGCAGUGGCAGCAUGGGUCUGUCAUGGGCACGUGUGUGUAAAGAGUGUGGCCAGCAGCACGAGUGUCAGGACAGCCACCUGUACGAGUACCAGGACGAUGUGGAUGACGAGCUGGUGUGUCACAUCUGCCUCCAGCCGCUGCUGCGCCCCAUGGACACCCCUUGUGGGCACACGUACUGCUUCCACUGCCUCAGUAACUUUCUGAAGGAGCAGGACUUCUGCCCUGUGGACCGACAGAGACUGCAGCUGCAGCAGUGCCGUCCAUCCAGUUUGCUGGUGAGGAACCUGCUGGACAAGCUGAGUGUGGCCUGCCCACACUCCACAGAGUGUCAGGCCCAGAUGCAGCGCUGUGAGCUACAGCCCCACCUCCACAACAGAUGUCCAGUUUUUCGAAGAUUGCGAGAGGAAGCUGAAAAGAGGAAGCGUCCUUCGUGGAAUGAGUUAAAGGGGCGAAGGGGGGACGGAGACAUUUCUGGUGAUGCUAAACAGACCGCUUUACCACGGACAUCCAGUAGAGAUCAGCCAGACCCUGGACUUAUCAAUCCUGCUUAUGAGGAAUGUGAGGAAGACAACACUCCUCUGCGGUCGAGUUUGGUGGCAGAGGCCAAUGUAGUGGAUCUCCUCAGAGAAGAGCCUGAGGAGGAACUGGGGCUUCGUAUCGUGGGUGGUAAAGACACUCCAUUAGGAAACAUUGUGAUCCAGGAGAUUAUUCGAGACUCUAUAGCAGCUCGUGAUGGCAGACUGGCCCCGGGAGAUCAUAUAUUGGAGAUAAAUGACAUCAGUUUGGCAUCCGUCCCUCAUUCCCGGGCCAUCGCUCUGCUACGACAGCCCUCCCUGCUCAGACUUACCGUGAUGCAAGAAAAGGGUUUUAAAAUAAGAGAUCCCAGGUCUGACCUCCAUAGCAACAACCCCUCCACGUCCUCUGCCCCCCAGACCCAGCCCACUCAUGCCAACCCGGGCACAGUGCUGCAGGUCACGCUCAUGAAAACCCACCGAUCUGAACCACUUGGCAUCAAACUCAUCCGAAAGUCAGACGAGAGCGGAGUCUUUAUCCUGGAUUUGCUCUCUGGAGGUUUGGCCGCUAAAGAUGGAAAACUAAGGAACAAUGACAAAGUGUUGGCUAUCAAUGGACAGGACUUAAGGCAUGGCACACCAGAAAGCGCAGCCCAGAUCAUACAGGCCAGUGAGGUGCGCGUGAACUUUGUGGUAAUGAGGGCAGCAGAGAAUUCAGAUGAGGGCCAGUCUGCCAGAGCUCCCAGAAGAGCCCCUGACCCUCAGUACUUUAGACGCCGGUCCACAUUUAUGAAGGACCCUCCAGGUGGCUUUUCUAGCCAAGAGAAAACAGUUAGCAUGAAGAAGGAGCCUCGACUUUCUCUGGGCAUCACUAUUGCUGGAGGCAGAGACUGCCGCAGCCGUCUGCCUGUCUACAUCACCAGUGUACAGCCCGUUGGCUGCCUACAUCGAGAGGGCACUAUCAAAAGAGGUGAUGUCCUGCUCAGUAUCAAUGGAGCGGACUUGACACAGCUGACGUACAAUGAAGCAGUGUCGGUGCUGAAGGCUCAGACUGCCCAGAGCCAGGUGGUUUUGCGGGUCCUCCAGACUCUGUCUGAGGACAGUGAAGAGGAGCUGGACACCAGUAAAGAUGAGCUGGACCUGUCCGAUGACCCCAGAGAGGAUGCUUUAAACUGGACCCCAUUAUGGACUCGCUGGUUAGGCUUACCAAGUCACAUGCACUGGUGCCGAGACAUUGUACUGCACAAGACUAACAAUGAGAGCUGGGGCUUCAGUAUAGUUGGAGGCUAUGAAGAAAGCCAUGGCCAGCAACCAUUCUAUAUAAAAACCAUUGUGCCUGGAACACCUGCUCACUUCGAUGGUCGUCUGAAGUGUGGUGAUGAGAUCGUGGCUGUAAAUGGAGCCACUACGGUGGGAAUGAACAACAGCUCUCUCAUCCCAAUGCUGAAGUUACAAAAGAAUAAAGUGACUCUGACUGUUGUGUCAUGGCCUGGGAGUCUCGUCUAGCAACUGUUCCCUCUGGACAUGUUUUCAGAAAUGUACAGUAUCCAAGGACCUCUCAAAUGAUUCUUUAUCCUCCAAGAUCUAACUGGGAGACCUAUAUUUGCACAAUUUAAAUGAUGUUCUUGGAUGCCAUAAUAAGAUAAAGUAGUUCUAGUAGUUAAGUGACAAUCAACAAAUUAUAUUUUUAAAGAAAGCAAAAGAUUGUGUUUGAAUGCAUUUAGUCCUUUUAGUGAAUACAUUAAUGCAUUUGCUUUUAUGGCUUGGGAUGUACAUGUGUAGCUUUAAUCAAGAGGUAGGUAUACAUUAUUAUAACUGGUUGCAUCAGCUUGCCAAAGUCUGAAGAAACAUAUUUUUUCUUACUAUUACUUAAUGUUAAUUGUAACAUUUAAAACCUCUGUUUGUGUAAAGUGUGCUUUUUGAAGUCAUACGAACAUUUAAGUUUUAAGCACUUGUUUUUCAUUUGGAUAUUUUUACAAGUGAGUGCCUUGUAACACUGAUGAACAUUAAGCUCUAAAAUGCCUUAAAUGACUAAAGUUGCUUGAGAAAUGUUUUUUUUUAAGUGAAGCUUUGUGGCUUUGUCUCUUAAUUUUUGUUUAUUGACACAAACCGCGGCCUUGACCAACAAAGAAAAUUAUUUUUUUUAUGAUAUCAACAAUAUUGUUAGCUGAUCUAAAAUUUUUUAUCUUUAAAUCAAACCUUAACUGCAUUCAUGUAAACUGUUAGAUCUGAAAUGUGGUUGCUUGUAGAUUUUAGGAUAUACUUGUGGAGCUGUGUAUAUAAUCUAAGCAUACAUGAAUAAAACUGACUUCAACAGUA